AUGCUAACUGGUCUGCUAGCCCAUAGGAAAAGCAAGCAUGAGCUUGCCUAUGUCGUGACGAAAAUGCUUAGAUGGCCUCUGAUUUUGCCGGUAUUCCCUCGAUUGGCUCUUCUAGGAUUCACACUCUGUCAACCUCUUCUGGUUGGUAGACUCUUAGACUUCUUGCAUAAGUCAGAUCAUCAGAAAUCCAUCAACAUUGGCUACGGCCUCGUUGGUGCUUAUGCAGUCGUGUACUUUGGCAUGGCAGUCUCGAAUAGUCUCUAUUCUCAUCGUUCCUUCAAAUUUCUUACAAUGCUUCGGGGGACCCUUGUGUCCGCAAUCUACACUAAGACCACCGAGAUCGGUAUCAGUGCCCUUGAUGACUCAGCCGCUGUUACCCUUAUGAGCACAGAUGUGGAAAGAUUAGUGAAAGGUCUUCGGGGCAUGCAUGAUCUUUGGGCGAACACUAUCCAAUUCAUUCUGGCCACAUGGCUACUGGGGGAGAAGCUCGGGUGGGCCUGCGUUGCCCCCAUUAUAGUGACAAUAGUGUCUGCCGCCAUAACCUUGCGCCUCUCGUCCACGACGCAGAAAAGGCAGCUCAAGUGGAUCAUGCGGAUUCAAAAGCGAAUUGGUGUCACUUCGACUAUGCUUGCAUCCAUUAAGGGUAUUAAGAUAGCGGGUUUGACUAAAACGCUGACGGACUUGAUCCAAAAUCUACGAAAGGAUGAAGUCAAAGAUGCAGAAGGCUUCUGGUUACUCGGCGCAUAUACCUCUACGUUGGGAUUUGUUCCCCUUAUGAUAUCACCCGUCGCUACAUUUGCCAUCUUCGCCAUCAUUGCGGCUAAAAAUCACUCUACCCUGGACCCUCCACGCCUCUUUACAUCCUUGUCGUUGUUGAUGCUUCUGACGCAGCCACUGUUCUCUCUAUUCGGCGAUAUUGUCGACCUCAGAGCUACAUUUGGAUGCUUUGAAAGGAUUGAGAAGUUUCUGCUAUCCGACACUAGAUCCGAUCAUCGGCUUGUCUCGUCCCCUCCAGGCACAGCUUCCAGUCGGAAUUCCCAGUCAGGACAACCGUACAGUAAUCAGGCUUGGGAUGCAUCGACGGACAACAUCGAGCUCGUUAGCAUGGCUCAAGCAUCCAGAAGUCGGAAGAACAUGCCGUCUAGCUUCGCAAUCGUAAGCGUACGAGAUGGCGCCUUCGGUUGGAAACAAGACGGGGAAACCAUAUUGCGAGACAUAAAUCUGGAAAUCAGGUCAUCGGAGCUGACGUUAUUGAUUGGUCCCGUUGCUUCGGGAAAGUCCACAUUGCUGAAAGCCAUUCUGGGUGAAACCCCAAGCUCAAAGGGCUUCGUUCAUGUCUCAACCCUUGAUAUAGCGUGGUGCGAGCAAACACCGUGGCUUUCAAACUCUUCCGUCCGCCAGACCAUUCUUGGGUUCUCGAAUUUCAAUCCGGAGCAUUACAACUGUGAUCUCGAUAAUGAUAUCAACUCUUUUCCGCAUGGGGAUCAGACUAUCGUAGGAAGUAAUGGUAUAUCCUUGAGCAGCGGCCAGAAGCAAAGACUCGCAAUCGCCCGAGCAGUCUACUCUAAGAGAAAACUUGCAAUCUUCGAUGAUGUAUUCAGUAGCAUGGAUGCCACUACUCAGAGCAACGUUUUUAAUCGUCUGUUUGGGUCUCAUGGCUUAUUGCGUCAAUGGAGGACGACCGCGAUUAUCGCUACCCACGCAGUGACACUUUUUCCACAUGCUGAUCGCAUCAUUGCUCUUGGAACGAAUGGGAGAAUAACAGAGCAGGGCACCUUCGACGAGAUGAAUGCUGCUGAUGGAUACGUUCGGAGCUUUUGCCUCAAGAACCGCGAUGAAGGGCCUGCUGAUGAGAUAACGCCGGCUGAUGCAGAUACAACUAUCGCUUCAACUUCAGCCCUGAAGAAAGACUCGAAAUCAGCAGUUGCCGGAAACAAAACUCGGCAACUCGGCGAUUGGUCAGUCUACUGCUAUUAUUUCCAAGCCAUUGGUUGGAAGUUGACUUGUGUCUUCUUCCUUCUGGAGAUAUGCUGGGCAUUCUUUUCUACAUUUCCAACUAUCUGGUUAAAGUGGUACUCUGAUUCUAACUCUGCAAAACCGAACCAGCAUACCGGAUACUAUCUAGGUGUGUAUGCAGCUCUGCAGGCCAUUGGGCUGGUUGGGUUUGCAUUCUUGACAUGGUUCUCGUUCAACAUCAUGGCCAUGAGGGCCGGCAUGAAGCUACAUGAGAUUACUCUGAAGACAGUGAUGGCAGCUCCGAUGUCAUUCUUUAGCACGAUAGACACCGGAUCUAUUGUCACUAGGUUUAGCCAGGAUAUGCAGCUCAUCGAUGGCAGCCUUCCGCUGGCCCUCAUGGCCGUUGCAGCAAAUCUUCUCAUUUGCCUCGGCCAAAUGGCACUCAUCGCAUCUGCUGCAUACUAUGUGGCCAUCAGCUUUCCGCUACUCUUAGCUGCAUUUUAUUCGGUGCAGAAAUACUAUCUGAGGACGUCUAGACAAAUGCGCUUCCUAGAUCUGGAAGAGAAAGCACCAGUCUACACACAGUUCAUUGAGUCUCUGAGUGGGCUUGCGACUAUACGAGCGUUCUCCUGGCAGAAGCCUUCCAUCGAGCACAACCAUAAGCUGGUCGACAAUUCUCAAAAGCCGUUCUACCUUCUUUUCAUGAUCCAAACUUGGCUCACCUUGGUCCUCGACCUCAUCACCAUGGCACUCGCUAUUCUUGUAGUAGCAAUCGCCGUGAAGAUGCGCGACACCAUCUCCGUCGGAUUUACCGGUGUUUCACUCACCCAGAUCAUCUCUUUCACUGCGAAUUUGAAGUUGUGUUUGUUAUUCUGGACCCAACUGGAGACGUCGAUAGGUGCCGUAGCUCGGGUUAAACAGUUCAGCAAUAGCACCGCAAACGAGAAUCUGGCGUCGGAGAAUCAGGAACCACCGGCGGAAUGGCCACAAACUGGUAUGGUCAAGAUCGAGCACGUUUCUGCAGCGUACAGUGCGGGUGGCAACAAAGCGUUGGACGAUAUCUCACUCUCUGUGCGCUCUGGCGAGAAGAUCGGCAUUUGUGGUCGGACUGGCAGUGGCAAGAGCACCCUCACACUUGCGCUUUUCCGCAUGAUCGAGCUUACAGCAGGGAGAAUCACCAUCGACGGUCUCGAUAUAUGCACCAUGCCAAGACAUCAAGUUCGCUCUCGGCUUAACGCAAUGGGUCCAGACCCCUACUUUCUCAAUGGGACUGUCCGCUUAAACCUCGACCCACAUGGCAACAUUACAGAUGACACGAUGGCCGCAGCUCUCAAGAAGGUACAGCUGUGGGACAUGCUGUCGCCCAAAGGCGGACUAGACGCUGAAUAUGCAGAUGAUACGUUCAGCCAUGGGCAGAAGCAGUUGUUUUGCCUGGCUAGAGCAAUGCUGCGAUCCGGGAAAAUAGUGAUAAUGGAUGAAGUGACGAGCAGCGUCGACCUGGAUACAGAUGCGUUGAUGCAGUCUCUCAUCCAUACCGAGCUCCAACAUUGUACUGUCAUAACUAUCGCGCACCGUAUCGAAACGAUCCUGGACUAUGACCGCGUCGUUGUUAUGGAUAAGGGAAUGAUCGCUGAAGCCGGGAAACCACAGCAGCUUAUGGAGAAAGAUUCGAUGUUCAAGGCAUUUUACGAGUCUUCUCGAAUCGAUCGACGUGGGAAGGGGAAAGGGAAAGCUCUGGAGGUCUAG
Mytilinidion resinicola is the source of this 3702-nucleotide messenger RNA. Its product is annotated as P-loop containing nucleoside triphosphate hydrolase protein. The record is from RefSeq and is a predicted model, not a curated record. The transcript is spliced from 15 exons. Bases 1 to 3702 code for a protein of 1233 amino acids. NCBI's taxonomy places the organism in Eukaryota, Fungi, Ascomycota, Dothideomycetes, Mytilinidiales, Mytilinidiaceae. Gene Ontology annotation, biological process: transmembrane transport. Gene Ontology annotation, cellular component: membrane. Gene Ontology annotation, molecular function: ATP binding; ATP hydrolysis activity; ABC-type transporter activity.